AUGAUCCGGCAUCCGCUAAACUCGGCAGUCAGCCGCACCAGGCCAGACCUAAACCGAGUCACCGACGGCAUCGCCGCUUCCCUACGGCAAUUCUCCGUGUCCGCGCGCCGGAGCGCCGAAGACAACGAUGACGAUGACUCGCGGAGACCUUCCAGUCGCCAGCGUUCCAUCGCUGCUGUGAACGAGCUUAUUGCGACGGUGGAUAGCGGCAUUAGCGCAUCGAGGCCAACCCAGAACACAGCAGCGAAUGCUCCGCCUCCCGCCCGAAGCCAGGGCCCUAAUAUUAUCACUCUGAAGAACAUACCCCGCGGCGGCUUCAGCGGCAUAACGAGGACUACGCCCGGCGGUCCGAAUAUCAUCAGAACCGAUAGCUUGCCGUCUCGCGGCGGCUUUAACAGCACGGGAAGGACUGGCCCACCUACCGGCAUGCCGCCUCGAUUCGGUGCAAAUGGUGGUCCGAAUAUCAUCCGAGGCGGUUUCCGCGGUCGCGGGGGAGGCGGCAACUCUCCGUCCGGCGGCGGAUCUCCACGAUUUGGGCCUUCACGACGGGGAGGGCCGGGCGGUGGCGGCGGCGGCGGUGGCGGUGGUGGAAACCGACGGCCAGACGACCGACCACGGCGAGGACGCGGAUCCCGUCGACGAAACGACGACGACGAGAAAGGCGGCAGACAGCGCGAAGGAGAGCAACAGGAGGGAGAAGACAGCGAGAUAGACAACCCCGCCAUCAGAGCAUACCUCGAGGGCAAAGAAACCGGCAGGACCGUCGCCUUCAACCCCAGCCUCUCGCUAGCCUCGCUCGCGGGCUGGGGCCCCGCCGUAGCCACGUCCGCGACGCCCUUCGGCCAGGGCGAGACGGUCCUCCGACAAGCGCGCAUUCUGGGCGGCGGCCAGGCGUUCCACCCGCAGCACCUGGAGACGCCGCUGUCGCUGCACCUGGCGUGGCGGGACGGCAACGGCGCGUUCGUGCCGCCGUCGGACGAGGCGCGGCUGUGGAGGAAACAGGGCCUUAAGGACAGGCCGUUCGAGGCCCCGGCCGAGGUCAAGACGGCGGUGCUGGAGGAUGCGCUGCUGGGGAGGUAUGGCGAGGGGCCCAAGUACGCGGAUCCCGAGGAUACGAUUGGGACUCUGCGCAGCUACGUCCGGAGAGACGGCACGUGGAAUGCGCAUGCGGAGAGGGGUAUUGAGGCCAAGGUUCGGAGUCUGCUGGGCCAGUCUGGUCAGCCAGCUGCUAAGGCCGGUAGUGGUGCUGCUGCGAAGAAGCCAGAGGCUAAGGCUUGA
This is a messenger RNA of Daldinia childiae, 1278 nucleotides long. RefSeq lists its product as uncharacterized. The transcript has a single exon. The coding region runs from base 1 to 1278 and encodes 425 amino acids. NCBI's taxonomy places the organism in Eukaryota, Fungi, Ascomycota, Sordariomycetes, Xylariales, Hypoxylaceae. The record is from RefSeq and is a predicted model, not a curated record.